AUGGCACGGAUCACACUGAAACAAAAUCAUGAACUUGAGCCACAUGCGUUGGCGGCGGUGCAGGCCAUCGAAGCCAGUGGCGCUGAUUCAUCCACCAUGCGCGGCCUGGCCCACAGCCAGGCGCUGUUUGACAGCUAUUUCAAGUUUUAUAUGCCGGCUCGAGCGGGCACCUCAAUUCCAGAAGAGUUAAUUGAACUGGGUGCAGAACAUGGUUUGACGGAAGAAAAGAUCGCGCAACUUGAUGAGCCAACAAAUUCUUUCAGCGAAGUUGAACGUUUGGCGCUGGAAUAUGCUGAUCGGAUGGCUUUGGAUCAUCACCACAUGGAUGAUGCUUUUUUUGAUCGUAUGCGGGAGCAGUUCACCGAUGAACAGAUCCUCGAGCUCGGCAUGAUGAUUGGGCAAUUCAUUGGGUUUGGUCGAUUACUGAUGGUGCUGGAUCUGGAAUCCAAGUUUUGUCCAGUUGCUGGUGCGGUUGCCGCACCUGACUUAAAAAACAGGUUUCAACAUGGGGUAGCCAGCGGAGAUCCGUUGGGAGACCGGGUCAUUCUCUGGACCAGAGUCAGCGGCGGGGCUGAUAAGCCGGUCGCAGUUCGCUGGGUCAUCGCCACCGAUCAGGCAUUACGGAACAUUGUUAAUCAGGGUGUAGUCACCGCCUUGCCAGAAAGAGACCACACGGUGAAGGUUGAUGCGCUCGGGUUAAGUCCGGGACGCACUUAUUACUACCGCUUUGAUGCAGAUGGUCAGGAAAGCCCGACAGGACGGACGAGAACAUUGCCGGACAGGACCGUAACCCGUCUACGUUUUGCUGUGGUCAGCUGUUCAAACUAUCCGUUUGGCUAUUUUAAUGCCUAUGGUCGUGUGGCUGAACGUGCGGAUGUAGAUGCGGUGUUGCAUCUCGGGGACUAUUUUUAUGAAUAUGCGCCCAAUGAAUAUGGCAGCGGUGAAGAAUUUGGCCGCGUGCAUGAACCAGGUCAUGAAGUGGUCACGCUUGCUGAUUACCGUGUCCGGCAUGCGCAAUACAAAACGGACCCUGACUUACAGGAGGCUCAUCGUCAGCAUCCGUGGAUCUGCGUCUGGGAUGAUCACGAAAGUACCAAUAACAGCUGGCGUGAUGGUGCACAGAACCAUAACCCGGAAUCAGGUGAAGGAAAUUGGUCAACUCGGCGAGCGGUUGCCAUUCGCGCGUAUCACGAAUGGCUGCCUAUCCGUGAACAACCUUCCGCCAACGGCCCGUUUAUUUAUCGCAGUUUUCGCUUUGGACAGCUGGCUGAUCUGAUCAUGCUGGACACCCGCCUGCAUGGACGCAGCCGCCAGCUUGAUGAUCCGAAAGAUACUGCAGGUCUUGCUGAUCCCAGUCGCACGAUUUUAGGGGCGGAUCAGCAGGCCUGGUUAGCGGAGCAGUUACGCGCCUCUAAACGACAGGGAACGACCUGGCGACUGCUCGGCCAGCAGCUCAUGUUUGGACAACUUAUUGGAGAAGAUGGUGUGCUGUUGAACACGGACCAAUGGGAUGGCUAUCCCGCCUCCCGCACAGCAAUUCUCGAUCAACUGGCCGCUGAAUCGAUCAAUAAUAUGGUGGUGCUGACGGGCGAUAUACACACAGCCUGGGCUAUGGAUAUUGCGCCGGAUCCUUUGAGUGAUGGCUAUGAUCCAGGCAGCGGAAAGGGUUCACUGGCGGUUGAGUUUGUGACCACGUCGGUCACCUCUCCCGGACCCCAGGGUGAUGCCGAAGCAUUGGCGGAGCGCGAGCAGGUGAUUAUGGAUACACGUCCACACAUCCAUUAUGUGAAUUUGCGUGAACAUGGUUAUUUGUUGCUGGAUAUCGAUUCAGAACGAACUCGAGGUGAGUUCUGGUUUGUCGACAGCAUAGUCGAGCGCGGAGGUGGCGAGCGCCUUGCGGCAGCGUAUACCACGCAAGCAGGUGCCAAUCACCUGGUCAGAGAUUGA
Molecule: messenger RNA, 1947 nt
Organism: Symbiodinium pilosum
Lineage: Eukaryota; Dinophyceae; Suessiales; Symbiodiniaceae
Source: the annotation of a GenBank genome assembly